AGCCCAAUAAAUCGAGAAUAUUCCAGAAAACGAAUAGAACUAAUUUGGAAUUUUAUAAUUCUGCUGACCUUGAUCAUUGUUACAUUGCAACGGUUGAUUUUCAAAAUUUACGUUUGAUAGAAAUUCGCUGGAUUUUCGAGGAAAGUGAGAAUAUUGGCGUUUGCUUUUAACAGAUUACGUUACUUUGAAAUUGUCGCGCAUCCGCACGUGGCCAUCACUCGGGAAUUUUCGUAGGUACUCGGACAAACUCGCCAUAUUGUCUGAGGUGAGUGGGGUUUACCGCAUGUAGAACAUCAACAAAACUACUAACUUGUUCAUACACAAAAUUUCUAGAAAAUGGCAAGUCCACGAGUGAUAUUGAACGAAUAUGGAAUUCCAAACGCUGCGGAGUUUACUAACCUCCAAAUGGAAGGAGAAUGGAACAUUAAUAAAUAUAUGAAGAAAAUCAAAGUCAAUGUUGUGAAACAGUCAGACGAUGGGCGAGAACUUGAAUUUGAUAUAUCAGGAUGUUCAGCAGCACUUGCCAACGCAUUUCGUCGGAUUCUUCUCAGUGAAGUCCCUUCCAUGGCUAUUGAGAAGGUCUUUAUCCUUAAUAAUACCAGUUUACUUCAGGAUGAGGUCCUCGCACACAGACUCGGGUUGAUCCCUCUGAAAGCAGAUCCCAAGUAUUUCGAGUACCCCACGACCUCUGGUAAUACUGAGGAUGAGGCCAGUGAUCAGGACACACUCAGAUACGAGAUGAAAGUGACCUGUACGUGGAACCCUCAUCCUCCUAAGGAUUCGAAAAGACCUGAGGAUAUUUAUCGGAAUAGUAAUGUUUACAGUCGUGAUAUAAAAUGGGUACCAAUCGGUAGGCAAGCAGAACUCUAUCCGAAAGGUGAAGAACAGCUAGGUCUUCUUGAAAAGGACAUUUUGAUUUGUAAAAUGCGGCCUGGGCACGAGAUUCACUGUAUUAUGCAUGCUGUCAAGGGUAUUGGCAAGGAUCAUGCUAAAUUUUCGCCUGUAGCCACUGUGACGUAUCGAUUGUUGCCUGAUAUUCAGCUAACAAGACCCGUAAAAGGAGAUCAGGCAGAGCUACUCAAAACAUGUUUUAGUCCUGGUGUAAUUGAACUGGUGGAGAACCGACAGGGCGAAGUCGAGGCUCGAGUGAAAAACGCACGAUACGACAGCUGUUCGAGAAAUGUCUUCCGCCAUGAUAGCCUCAAAGAUGCUGUUCAGCUCAGUAGAGUGGCAGAUCAUUUUAUUUUCAACGUGGAGACACUGGGCGCUCAAUCUCCCCAUCAGCUAUUCCUCGACGCGGUAAAAACUCUAAAAGGAAAAUGUAGAUAUUUCUUGGAGGAACUAGAGAUGCUCAAUCAACAGAACCAAAAUAAAUAUUGAAAGUGCUGGAGAGAUGGAGUUGAUUCUUGUAAAAAUCUUUUUAAUAAAUAUUUCGACAAACUGAA
This is a messenger RNA of Diachasmimorpha longicaudata, 1445 nucleotides long. It is a transcript of the gene Polr1C, whose product is annotated as DNA-directed RNA polymerases I and III subunit RPAC1. The record is from RefSeq and is a predicted model, not a curated record. Lineage: Eukaryota; Metazoa; Arthropoda; Insecta; Hymenoptera; Braconidae. The transcript has 7 exons. Gene Ontology annotation, cellular component: RNA polymerase III complex; RNA polymerase I complex. Gene Ontology annotation, biological process: DNA-templated transcription. The coding region runs from base 337 to 1380 and encodes 347 amino acids. Gene Ontology annotation, molecular function: protein dimerization activity; DNA binding.